This is a messenger RNA of Cryptomeria japonica (Japanese cedar), 2971 nucleotides long. RefSeq lists its product as uncharacterized. The coding region runs from base 1375 to 2526 and encodes 383 amino acids. Lineage: Eukaryota; Viridiplantae; Streptophyta; Pinopsida; Cupressales; Cupressaceae. The transcript has 2 exons. Gene Ontology annotation, molecular function: zinc ion binding. The record is from RefSeq and is a predicted model, not a curated record.
AAUCUAAAGAGAAAAAGACAGGGCGAGAAUAUUGCCUUUACAGGAAUUUGUUAAUAUGAAUACCUGUAUUUUGGUUCUGUGGUGGGCUACAUGAGGAAAUUUUAAUGAUAGUCUUGUAAAGGAUAAUGUAAAUUUCACGCCCUGUAAUUAAAAAAUUGGAAAACAAAGUAGACAUUUUCCUCAAAGGUCGCUACCUAGGAAUGGUCAAUUUGUGCCCCCACUUCAGAGCUUAGAUCACAAUCAGUCAGGCUUAGCAUUAAAUUACUUUAAUUGACUGGCAUUAAAUCGCCAUUUCGAAGUCCCAAGUUCGAAUCUUGGGGAUUGAUUAUCUAAACUGAAAUCCCUUGGGCUGCCGGGUGGGCAUGAGGUCCAAGGAACGAUUCAUGGAACCAAUCGACAGCCUCAAGAUUCAUUCAAUCCGUUGAAUGGUCGAUUACGUUUGUUUCCUGUAACAUCAUGAGUUUUACCAAGAGGGCUUAGGGCUUCUCGUUUCUGUUUCAUCGGCUGCUGAAUUUCUAUAUGUAGGCCCGCUCGUCAUCUUUUUAACAGGUCAAAAAAAGGGAGCUCAAACCCAACUUCCGCGAAAACGAAGCCUUGUCUAAAAGUUCGGGCUGGCUUGGAAAAUCUGGUAUUCUUGUAAAGCCCAUCUCUUUGAAUUUAGGUAAGGACAUAUUCAAUUCCAGUAUUUUGCAUUUUCGUUAAAGCUCCGGGGCUUCCAAGGGUUUUUUUUUUUUUGAGGUUUUUGAUAUUUCAGGAGGCUGAUAGUUCUUGGAUAUCUUAUAUUUGUUCUCUAUUUUAUAGAUAAUUUCAACAAUUUCUGUUGUUUUUAAGCUUUUGUUUUUAAAGAAACGAUCCCCUUCUGUUUGGAGAACAUCUUGAUACGCUCUGUUUUUGCCGGCGUAUUCAGUUUAUUGGAUUUCUCAGUUUUAAACGAAGAACAGUAUUAAUUCUAGGUAAGUAGUUUGUUUCUGAUGUAAAAUCCUAGCUAUUACUUAUCGGAGAAUUGUAUGUUUUGAUCGGAUUACACCUUAAAUCUUUCUUCUUUUUUUUAAAUAUAUUGCACGCUGUUCGUUUUCUCUGUACUUUCUUAUUUUUCGUUGGGUGGCCUGAAAACUGGAGAUACUAUAGGUCAUUGCCUUGAUUUUGCGUUCGUAUUAGGUCGAAAAUCCCAGUUUUCAAUCGGGAAACUUAAACAUACACAUUCACAUUUUGUGUAGUCUAGAAACUGUAUUUCAGUGGGUGGACCUAAAAGACUAACCUUCUGUUGGGAACCUUCUGAUUUUUUGUUUUGUUGUAUGUGAGAAUUUUAAGAGUCCUGUAUUUUUUUAUAGGAGUUCUAGUUGGUUUUUGUAGUGGUAUCCUCAGAAGAAUUCAAUGAAGUCAGUUGGAUCCUUCAGAGGAGGGUCAAACCGCCCUUUGUCCAAUGGAAUUAGUGGAACAUAUGAAGGGAUGCCUGAAUUGAAAGAAUGCGGUUACUACGAUGUUCAGCAAAUUCAGAUGAUUGUGCACCAAUUACUGGUUAGUUUAGCUGCUGCAAGUGUAGAGAAGGCUUCUGCCGAUCCUUUCAAACAACCCACUUCUUUUGUGGAGGACUUGAAGGUGGAAAUGUUGGAGUACCUUCAUCAGCAGGUCGAGUCUUACGCAACUGGCAGUGGGAAUUUGAGUACAAGUAGCAGGUUCCAGACCCCAGUUAAACUUGUUGGGGAUGCUCUGCAAGGCUUCCUGAGGUCUAAAAGAAGCCUGUUUAGGCGUGUUUCAAGCAAACUGCUUUCUGGGGAUGUGAAUGACAAGAAAAUUGAAGAAUUUGUCCAAGAGCUUGAAAGAACGGGGUCAUGGCUUGCAGGGAAGAGGGAAGUUGUAGCCAAGAGUUUGCUUAAAAGGGCAGACAGAAGUAGGAUGUUCCAUUGUGAUAUGAGGUUUGAUAAAAGCCAGGAGUUUGUGGAGCACAAAGCCAAGUGCCCAUUAAGGCCUAUAAUGUGCACAAAUGAAGGAUGUGUAGAAGUGCUGUCAGCUAUUCAUCAUGACGAGCACGAUGGCACAUGCUCUUUCAAGUUAUUGCCCUGCAAACAAUCUUGUGGGUCAACUGUACUGAGGAAAGACAUGGAGUUCCACUGCUCCACAACAUGCCCAAAUAAAGUGGUGCCCUGCCCUUUCAAUGAGGUUGGUUGUGAUGCUAUGCUCCCACAAGGUUCUUUGGUGCAACACUACACUGAUUUCAUUGCUUCCCAUCUUCUCUAUGUGCUUCAAUCACUGCACAAACAGGAGACUACAACUGGUAUCCAGGCACAGCGAAUUCAUCUGCUUGAGAAGACCUUAUCCAUAUCUCAGAGAUCUGAAGCAGUAGAUGUUGGUUCAAUAUCUUUGACUGUUAAAGAACAUGAAUCAAGGAUCAAGUCUCUGGAGCAAGAAGUGAGUAAGUUGCGCCAAGAACUUAAAGCUACUGAUGUCUCUGUAGAAGUAUUACAGCUGCGUCGAGAGAUAAGGAAUUUACAGAAGCAGGUUGAAAACUUGAGUCAUGGUUCUUGAGAGGUCCUUUCCUAAUGUAUGGUUAACAAAAUUCAAGGUUUCCACAAUUAGCAUCAAUGUGUUGUAGUAAGUUGCAAUAAAUAACGAUGACUGCUACCUCAAUUGGUGAUUGUUGAGUUCCUUCGAUGCACAUUAAGUAUCUAUAGUUAAUUCUGACCUUAGGAGAGAAAUUUUUUUUUUCUAAGGAGAUAAUCUCUGAUUGAUAUUGUUUGUACAUUUGUUAUACGACCAUCUUUUUUAGGUACUUUAGUGCAGCAAUAUCAUGCACGUUUCUGAAGCAUGAUAAUUGGAUGAGUUAUAAUUUUGGAUUGAGGAUAGCAUUGCUGAGAAGUCAGAGCUUGUAAUUGAUUUGCUUACUGCGAUUGAUGGUUAUAUGGAUCUAAUUGAGGAUCAUUGUGUUUAUACAUAACAAAGGACUAUAAUAUGAUUAUGAAUUUAUUUUUUA